AUGGCGGAGUUACGUCUACCUAGCAGAUUGUUGUACAGCGAACUAUUAAAUGACUCUCGUCCUGUCGGUCGGCCAAGGAAGCGAUUCGUGAAUCAAGUGAAAAGCGUACUUCAGAGAUGUAACAUCAACUCGCCUGGACUUGAAAAAAUAGCGAAAGAUCGGUCUACAUGGAAGAAGAUUUGUGAAGCUGGUCUCAUAGGUCUUAUGUUGGAAUGGACAAAUGCCUCUUACAGACGUCGACUUAUAAGUCAUCCAGCAACAUCCAGAGAAUUGAAACCAACCCAUUGUGCUAAACUCUGCGCACCCAAUGUCACUUACUAG
Helobdella robusta is the source of this 321-nucleotide messenger RNA. RefSeq lists its product as hypothetical. The transcript has a single exon. NCBI's taxonomy places the organism in Eukaryota, Metazoa, Annelida, Clitellata, Rhynchobdellida, Glossiphoniidae. The record is from RefSeq and is a predicted model, not a curated record. The coding region runs from base 1 to 321 and encodes 106 amino acids.